UCUUCACUUCUACCCUCAUACUCACCUCUCUCGCCUCCUUCCUCUCCGUCACCUACUAACACAUAUCAUCUCUGGCAUUUCCCCGUCUGUUGUCUCCCUCUCCCUUCACUCUCCCCUCCAUUUCUCCCUUCUUCCUACACACUCAACCUUGUUGCCUUGUGCAAACUCAGGCGUGCACACACUCCUGCUGAUUGGCACCCAAGGACAGUGCACCCUCUCUCCUAUACCGCCGACCAGGCGGUUUGCUCGUGUGGCCAGCAGGCUUCUUGACACUGAGCUCAGCUGAGGAAGAGGACGAGGAAGAGGCCAUGGAGCACAGCCACAUCUUUCCUGUUUUUCCCCCAAAUGGCAGCACUUGGAGCCCGGGGCAGCAACCCUCUGAGUUUGCCCAGGGAUGCCCUCUUGGACCACUGCCUGUCAUCUACUACAGCGUUCUGCUCUGUCUCGGCUUGCCGGCUAAUAUCCUAACAGUGGUGAUCCUGUCCCAGCUGGUGCUGCGUCGUCAGAAGUCCUCCUACAACUAUCUCCUGGCUCUGGCAGCCGCCGACAUCCUGGUCCUGCUCCUCAUUGUUUUUGUCGACUUCAUAUUGGAGGAUUUUAUUUUGGCCACGCCGCUGCCUCCGUCACUAAACAAUGCGGUGCAGGUUCUGGAGUUCUCCUCCAUCCAUACGUCCAUCUGGAUCACCGUGCCUCUCACAGUUGACCGUUACAUCGCUGUUUGCCACCCGCUGCGCUACCACACAGUCUCCUACCCGGCCCGCACACGAAGGGUGAUAUUUGCUGUGUAUAUUGGUUGCUUGUUGUCUGCAGCUCCCUAUUACUGGUGGCCUGAGCUGUGGCACAGCCUGCCCGGGGUGGGCAGUGUUGGUGGAGGAGGAGGGGAGGGCAACAGGAGAACCGUGGUCCAGCAUGUCCUGGUGUGGGCCCACUGCGCCACUGUCUACCUCCUUCCCUGCACUGUCUUCUUCUCCCUCAACGCUGUCAUCGUUCGUAAGCUGCGCAGACGCCGCAGCUGUUUCCGUCUGCGAGGCUACUCUACCGGCAAGACCACCGCCAUUCUCCUGGCAAUCACUUCCAUUUUCGCUGUUUUGUGGGCGCCACGUACCCUCAUGAUCCUGUAUCACUUCUACUCCCCUCCUCCAGCCUCACAAGGUGCCGGCCGACUGCUCCACGUGCUCACCGAUCUGGCGAACAUGCUAGCGUUGCUCAACACCGGGGUCAACUUUUUCCUCUACUGCUUCAUCAGCAAGCGUUUCCGGGGCAUGGCGGCCAACGUACUGCGAGCCCUGGUCCACUGCCGGAAGCAGCCGCCACCAUUCUACGCCAGCCACAACUUUUCCAUCACUAGCAGCCCCUGGAUCUCACCAGCCAACUCCCACUGCAUCAAGAUGUUGGUGUACCAGUAUGACAAAAAUGGGAAGCCCAUCUGUAUUUCCUCUUGAAUCCUCAGCCACCAGCAGCCGCCCCCACCCUCAGUUGUUGGGGAACAUAUUCAGGCAUUAUCUCCUUGGUGACCAGCUUUGCCCGCAUGGGACUCUUUGAGGCUUGAAAAUGUCAACACACACAGAGAGCACAUAGGUGACAGUUUAGCUAGCUUUGAGCGAUAACAAAGCGGUUGGCUAGCGAAGUGGAAAAGCAAACAGCAGAUGCGCGUCUGACAGAAAAUAGCCUCUCAUGUUCAAUAAAGUAUUCACAAAGCAGUGACCAGCAUCAAAUAAAUGUUGAUUGUUUCCUCCAUGCAAAAAACAUACAGCUACUGUAUAAGUGACUCCAGACUCACAGACUGAUAAAGGGAUAUAACCACCAUCUAUCACUGACUUUUAUGAGCCACAGCGCUAAAGACUAAACUGGCAACUGGAUGAAUCCUUGGUGAAGCUUCACACCUUGACAUUGAUUUCUUUAUGGACGCUCUCUGUUGCCAACCGUGAGGAGCUUUGAACAGCUGCAUCUUUGUGCGGUGGGAGUCAUUUCCAAAAAGCAGAGAUAUCCAGUCUUGGCACUGAACAUCUCACCUCGAGUGGUGAUUCACUCAGGCAGACUCACCGACGGUUCUGUCUGUCUCUCAAGCAAUGUUAAAACAGCGCUGUCAUUUAUAGUUUAAUAUCAGAGGAGUCUCAAAGGCAUGUUAAUUUGGGCUUUCAUCAAAUGAACAGCCCUCCCUGACUUUCCUCUUGUGUGUGCCAAGUUCAUCCUAGCAGUGCAGGUCACCUACAAGUCCACUUUUCUUUGGAAGUUACCCCACGGAUUGUCUUAGGAUGAGUAGACUCUGCUUAUUGUUGGUUAAAUAUUUAUUAAUGGUAGACUUGACUGUUAUUGUAGCUUCACAAAAAAACAAGACAAAAAAUAUGACUUGUGUGAGGUGUCAUUAAUCUAGUAAUCACAUUUCCAAUAUUAGGAAGAGGAAAUUUCUACUAUUAGUAGAUAGUCCUCUAUUAACUAUUAAUGGUCCGUGAUGACUUACUGUUAACCAUUAUCUGGAUGAAUAUAAUGAAUUUAACAGCUUUAACCCUUUAGCUUUUUUGAGAGACUGAGUGAGAAACAGAGAGAUAGAGAGGACGGUAAAAUCUGUACUCCUUCCCUUUCGGUUUGUUUUCCCUCGUUCAAGGUUUUCUGUCCCACGGUGCAGCAGUGAAUUUGGUCUCAGGGCCAAAGUGACACAUUUCAGCUCUGCUCAUUCUGCCGCUGGCUGAUGGCAAUUCAAUAACAUUUCACACGAAACACAGUCACGUACGUCAACUCUGUCUCAGUGCUGCUCGAGUCCUGCCCGGUAACAAACCAUAAAUGCACACACACACACGCACACACACACACACACACACACACACACACACACACACACUGUCCUCUGUAUUGCCCACAGAAAGAGCACAUUGGGAUCAAUGCACAUCUAUUCUGCAGACACCUUGCGGCAUUAACAGUGUUCAUCUAUCUAGCGAGAACGGAGCUCAGCCAAAGGGCAGAUUUCUCCUAAUAUCUGCCUGGAGAUAUCAGACACAUCAGGCCUUGUUUUAAUGGAUAAGGCUUUAAAUCUGAUUAAUGUUACGUGCAUCUGUCGUAGCUGAUAAAGGCAUGCCCUCCAAACUCUUGUUCGACACCCAAAUGUCAGAGACACUUGAUGGGGUGACUGCCGCAGAUUUACACAAAAUACUGACUGUAGCUGAAGAUCAGGGCAAGCGUUUAAUAGUUUGGGCCAUUUUUCAAGUCAGUUAUAAUAACAUUACUCACCAGCUUCAUUGCUGAGAUAUGGGGACAUGUCAACUCAACAAGAUACGUCGAGGAGUACGAGUGAUCAGCCUGUUUAAACAUCUUACCGGUUUAAUGAUAUUAUCUACAUUUAAAGUAGAUGACAGGCAUUUUGCACUUUUUUCCUUUUUUUCUGGUUUUAUAAUUGGGUUAAAUUGGGAUUUAAGGUAAAAGGUAACUAUUUAAUCUUUACCUUCACCAUGCGUUUUGUCACACAGAGCUGAAUGAAGCCAUAUCCUACUCGGUGCUUCAUGUCAGCCAAAGUCUGCGUUCAAACUCAGAUUUUACAAAUGUACUUUUCUAAAACAUGAACAUCUUUAACACCUUCCAUCCCAUUUGAACAUGGCAAUAGAAUAUGGUCAUAAGGUUUUUAGACCAAUCAAAUGUCUGAACUGUUAGAGAGGAGAAAUAUUUGAGAGCUUAUAAAAGAACUCAUUCCUUCUCCAUGCCCCUCACAAGUAGGUACACGUUUGGCUAAACCUUCACUACCUGUUGCAAUGUAAAGUGUUGUAAAAGAUCUAAGCAAUAUAAUUGGUGAAUAAAUAAUAAUAUGGCCCAAACUUCAAAGACCUAGUUUAAAACUGUAAGGACAAACUGUGAAAGUAUCUUCCAAUUCAACCCAGAGCAUUAAAAACAUUUUAUUCAAGUGCUGUACUUACACCAAUUCCAAAUGUUGGCUUAUGUGAUAGACUUUCCAAUUUCUUUUCCCAUCAAAGACUACUUUAACUGUAGUGAACCUAUUUGCCCAACUUCCAAAUUCCCCCCUUUUUCAGUUCAGUUGUGGCUCUUCCACUUUCAAUUCCCAUUAUUUUGUUCCUUACAAAUUGAUUUUCUUCAAAAUGACAAUGUGAAUGAGGGAGCACUGAUGGACACUUGCUUCUCACCUGCUUCGCUCUGCACUUCUCCCACUCAUCCCUCUUCCCUCCCACUUUAUGUCAAAUGGAUUCGCUCAAAUUUAAUUUCACAAGUGUCCUUUUUACUCGUUAACUGAUGAUCUUGAAAGUCUUCUGUGCUAAAUCACUGCAUGAUUUCUCAUCAGAAAAUGGAUCCAUGCGGUUAGGGACCUUGAGAUGAAGCUGGUGGAUGUCGAGCUUUAUUUGAUGGAGAUGAACGGCCAUGGUCGAUAACCAGUAAUCAAUCAUCGAACUCCUUAAGUCCAAGUCCAUCAAAGCCAUCCUCAGUAGGACGUUGCAUUUCAUUUAGUGUAAAGACACUAAAAUAUGUGCUUUGAUCCACAAUCAAUACUGCCUAAUGAUCCGACAAUGAUCAUUAAGAAAGUAAGAUAACAAAAAAUGAUUUGGGCUUUAGCCUGUGGAACUCAUGCCAGAUCAAUGUUGCCAUGACAUUCAUUUCACGUGUUAACACCAUCCAUUGUUUCAGGCGAUGUUAAUGUGACAUUUGUAGGCGAACCGGGACCUCAGUCCGGUGUCCUCCUGGGAAUGAAGCUGGCAUGCUGGGAAACCAAAGCGAAUGCAUGAUGGGGGGGCGUUGAAAGAGCGUCACAUGCAGGUGUCUCUUCGUCUCCCACGUGAGGCCCUCGGUUGAGCGGUUGGGAGGGUGUGUGUAUGAUGGGGGAUGAAGCCAAGUAAUCCUCCCUAUUGUGAGAAAAAAACUUCCUAAGAUCUAUAUUUUCUUCAGCCAGAUAUUAAAAAGAUAACCAAACAUAAAUCAAUCAGAGGGUGAAAUUGUAUUUCUCUCUCACACCUCCUCCGUUUCCUCUCUGUCUCUCUCUACCUGCUGAGCUCAAAAGUGUUUGUGUGUGCGUGUGUGCGUGUGUGUGUGUGCGUGUGUG
Cottoperca gobio is the source of this 5035-nucleotide messenger RNA. Its product is annotated as probable G-protein coupled receptor 139. Gene Ontology annotation, molecular function: G protein-coupled receptor activity. Lineage: Eukaryota; Metazoa; Chordata; Actinopteri; Perciformes; Bovichtidae. Gene Ontology annotation, cellular component: plasma membrane. The record is from RefSeq and is a predicted model, not a curated record. Gene Ontology annotation, biological process: phospholipase C-activating G protein-coupled receptor signaling pathway.